AUUCCCGUUUCUUCUUCCCAACGUCAUCACUCAUCCUCGCCUCGCGCCUCCACUAUGGUUUUGUAGCUUAGCUAGCCUGCGGGUAGAGAAACGUUGGACCGCUUACCUGAGAAGCCGGGAGUCUCCUCGUCCACACCGGGAGAUAAACCACAGUCUCCGGGAAAGGAGGGAGUUGGUGAAGGGAAAAAGUGUUUUAGCCGGGCGUGGUGGCAAGAAAACAAAUAGUUUUUUAUUCUCCACCCGAAAAACUUCAAAGUAGCAUUUACAAUGUCGCUGUCGGUUCCGCAGAACGGAGUAAAGGCGGAUAACGAACCUAUUAUCGAGCUUUUUGUCAAGGCGGGAAGCGAUGGCGAGAGCAUCGGGAACUGCCCCUUCUCACAGAGGCUCUUCAUGAUAUUGUGGCUGAAAGGAGUCGUCUUCAAUGUUACCACAGUAGACCUUAAGAGGAAGCCUGCAGACCUCCAGAACCUGGCUCCUGGCACACACCCGCCCUUCAUCACCUUUAACGGAGAGGUCAAAACUGAUGUCAACAAGAUCGAGGAGUUUCUUGAGGAUAUCCUCUGCCCACCCAAGUUUAUCAAACUUGGUGCAAGACACCCCGAGUCAAACACCGCCGGUAUGGACAUCUUUGCCAAGUUUUCUGCAUACAUCAAAAACUCCAAACCUGACGCAAAUGAAGCUCUGGAGCGUGGUCUCCUGAAGACCCUGCAGAAGCUGGACGAGUAUCUUCGCUCCCCGCUUCCAGACGAGAUCGACCACAACAGCAUCGAAGACGUGAAGGUGUCCGGCCGCAAGUUCCUGGACGGAGAUGAGAUGACCCUCGCCGACUGCAACCUGCUGCCCAAGCUGCACAUAGUCAAGGUUGUGGCCAAAAAGUACCGAGGCUUCGACAUCCCCAAAGAAAUGACGGCCAUCUGGAAGUACCUGAACAACGCCUACACAAGGGAAGAGUUCAUCAACACCUGCCCCAGUGACAAGGAGAUCGAGAUCGCCUAUGCAGACGUGGCCAAGAGGCUUGUCAAAUAAGCCCCCGUCCUGACCUUUCACCUCUCACCUCCGGCCCCGCUUCACUUCCCUUCACUCUGUCCUCUUCAGCGCUGGGACUGAUGUGCUUCUCCGCCUGUUCUUUCCUCCAUUCAUUCUCAUCAACGGUUUCCAUCUCGUUCAAGGCUGUGAGAGUGCUGGAGCCUAUCCUGUCCGUCUGAGGUGGGAUGUGCCCUACACAGGCCCUUUUCGAGAAAGGAAGAUGGGUUCAUCCAAAUCUACUUCUCUCCAGUUUUAUGAAGGCCCCUCGAGUUAAAUCAGCAGAGGCCCCCUUAUUCAUCCUGUCAUCGUUACCUGCUUCUGUUCUCAAAGUGCUGAUGAAUGAGUGAGCUGGUGAUGGAGAAGCUGCCAAACACGCUAUCAGAGCUUAUCCAGAAUGUGCUCCCUCUCAAGUGACCUUCUAGCUGACUCUCUGCAUGCAGGGGAAAUGUCACAAGCUGCUUUAAGUUGAAGAUGGAUUUAAAAAAGAAAACAAUACCGGGUUUGCGAUAGAGUGAACUCUAAAAAGCUUGUUUUUUUUCUUUGUCUUUUAGCUCAUGAAGACAUGUAAACAGUGUUGAAGCUUUAGUGUUUCUGGCUCCAAUAUUUGACAGGGAUACACAGAAGCUGAAGGUAGUCCAAACUUGAGCAUCAGCAAGCUUUAUAUUUUUGUUGAGCUGGUUUAAAUAAAAUCAUUUUUAUUAUCUGAUAUUCAAACUGAUGUCCUUGUAGCCUCAGCCGGACUCAAAUGAAGUAGUUUAGCUCCUAGAUUCCUGCAGAACUAUGAUCUCUCAGGAAGGAUAAAACCUGAGCUUUAUGAAGAUAUCAAACCAUAUGUAGCUUGUAUAGUCAUGAAUGGCCUUUUGUUAUCACCACAUUGCCAUUAUUUUUGUCUAAAAAUGAGUUUUUUUCUCUUUUAUGCUGAUUGCAGCUCCUCUUCUACAUCUUGAACCAAAAAGGGGCUCAUUAUUCUGGACAUUGUGGAUUUACUGGCUCUGACUAGUGAAGCUGAACACCACACACUUCAUAGCCUGUUUUAGGGACACGUCCAGGACCAUGAAGUACACACCAAUAUUUAUGACAAUAUGAAAACAAUACGGUUUCAAUUUCUCGUUGGUUCGUAGUCUGACCUGAGGUAGCAAAUGUGUUACUGUAGCUCCAGAAGUGCUUUAGUGCAGAUCAAAUAAAAUCUGUCUUCAACAUUGGAAUCUGACACAAAGGAACUGUAAAUAUUUUUUCUUUCAUUGUUCGGAUUUUCAGUAUGUACAUUUAAAACCAGUCAUCUGAACUGAGGAGAAAAAAAAUGGGCCACUUUUUUUGCCUGCUUGGGUUAAAACUCCAGCUGAAACGAUUCCUCUUUGCCUUACUUGUUUUUCUCUGCAGGAUGUUUUUGCAGGAAGGAUUAUUUUAGAGAUCAUUUCAUGGCAAUGUUUGGCAUUGUAUGAAGAUGAUGUCCAAGUUAGUUCAUGGCUUUUUUUUAAACAAGAAUAUUGACUGAAUUAAAAUAAACUUCAUAUCAGCACA
Messenger RNA from Oryzias melastigma (Indian medaka), 2547 nucleotides. RefSeq names its product chloride intracellular channel 4 (gene clic4). NCBI's taxonomy places the organism in Eukaryota, Metazoa, Chordata, Actinopteri, Beloniformes, Adrianichthyidae. The record is from RefSeq and is a predicted model, not a curated record. The transcript is spliced from 6 exons. Bases 268 to 1026 code for a protein of 252 amino acids.